GAUACAUUUUUGUCAUUUCGAUCAACAAUGAUUACCGAUAUAAUUAAUUACUAUCGUCAAAAUAAAAAACUGCUUGUUUGGAAAAAUAUCGUUCUGCUAAUUGGCUUUCAUCCCAUCGGGUUUGUUGGUUUGAUAAGGGUUCUUAUUGGGGCUGUAAAACUUAACACAAUAAUAUUCGAUUAUGUUAUUGGUCUGCUGGGAUUUCUAAGUCUUUCGGCAGGUGCCCACCGCCUUUGGUCUCACCGUUCGUACAAAGCAAGAUGGCCCUUAAGGCUUAUGCUGGUCUGUUUCAAUUUUCUUUUAUAUGAGAAUCCGAUAAUUCACUGGGCAAGAGAUCACCGGACCCAUCACAAGUUCAGCGACACAGAUGCGGAUCCGCAUGACCCACGCCGCGGUCUAUUCUUCGCCCAUUUGGGGUGGGCGAUGUUAAAGAAGAAACCGGAAGUAUUGGAAAAGGGAAAAACCAUCGACCAAUCCGAUUUGAACGACGAUCCUGUUUUAAAAUGGCAAGAGAAAUAUUAUAUGGUAUUUAUGCCGUUGGGGACGUUCAUUUUACCAACUGUGAUACCGAUGUACUAUUGGAACGAGACGUUUGUGAACGCUUAUUGUGUGAACAUAUUGAGGUAUCUGAUAUGCCUUCACAUGCAUGGAUUGAUUAACUCGGUUGCUCAUUAUUAUGGCGAUCGGCCGUAUGACAGGCUCAUAAGACCAACCGAUGGCUUAACAGUUUGCGCCCUAACAUUGGGUGAAGGGUUGCACAACUUCCACCACACCUUCCCUUGGGACUACCGGUGUGCGGAGCUGGGCACAUUUGCAUUUAAUACCACAAAACACUUCAUAGAGUUAUGCGCUAAGAUCGGAUGGGCUUACGAUUUAAAAAUAACAUCCGAAGAAGUAAUUAGGAAAAGAAUUGCCCGGACGGGAGACAAAACCCAUCUGUGGGGCUGGGGAGAUAAGGAUCAGACUGCGGAGGAGUUUAGGGGAACGAUAAUCGUGAAUUCCGAUAAGAAAAUUGAUUAGUUUUAGUAUUAAAAGGUGGUUUUAUUAUAACUAUUGUACAAAAAUGAUAAAUAGAGAUAUAAAUAAUUUA
Anthonomus grandis grandis is the source of this 1090-nucleotide messenger RNA. RefSeq names its product acyl-CoA Delta-9 desaturase-like. Gene Ontology annotation, cellular component: endoplasmic reticulum membrane. Gene Ontology annotation, molecular function: iron ion binding; stearoyl-CoA 9-desaturase activity. The transcript has 4 exons. The coding region runs from base 28 to 1020 and encodes 330 amino acids. Gene Ontology annotation, biological process: unsaturated fatty acid biosynthetic process. The record is from RefSeq and is a predicted model, not a curated record. NCBI's taxonomy places the organism in Eukaryota, Metazoa, Arthropoda, Insecta, Coleoptera, Curculionidae.